GUUUUGAAGUAGAGAGCAAGGAGAUAAUCCCGUUGUUUGAUCCUCCACAUUUAAUCAAAGGAAUUAGGAACAAUUUAUUGACAAAAAAUUUGGCUUUGGAGAAGAAUAUGGAAAAAAUAGCAUCGUGGGAUGUAAUUAAAACAGCGUGGAUUAUGGACAAACAUUUGAAUAUAACCCGACCACAUUUGAGGAAAAUUACGCCUACGCAUAUAAUAGAGGAUAAAAUUAAGAAGAUGCGAGUUAAGUACGCAGCGCAAGUGUUGAGUGGAACAAUGGCUAGCACAAUUGAAAUGUUUACGAGAUCAAAAUUGGUGUUAACAAUAAAUGAUGAAAAUGUCUUCAUAAAUGAGGAAGAAGGACUAGCUACAAUGGAAGCUGUAAAUUUUUUCAACGAUUUAUUUGAUUCGGUAAAUGGAGACAACAGGAAAAACGACGAAAUUAAUGAACUGAGAUGUCCAGUGACAGAAGACAGUAAACACCAUAACUUUUGGGUGAGUGCAAAGAGUGUUUUACAUAAAAUGAAAUUUAUAGAAAAAGUAUCUUGUAAUGUUGUAAAAUCUGUACCUUCUUUGGUUAACUGGUCAUUCACGAUCGAUGGCUUCCAAAUACUUUGAAAAACUCUUCGUGAUGAGUAUGGCUUUCAUAUAUUCAAUCCGCGAUUUUGUAAUCAAGAUCCUUUAGAAAAUUUUUUCGGGCAAGUAAGANGCCAUGCCGUACGUAAUAUUAAUCCAACGCCAAAACAAUUCGAAGAAUCAUUUUUUACAUUGCUUGUAAGUAAUUUUCGAACGAUUUCAGUUACACGCGGUAAUUGUGAAAUUUCGGAAGAUAAUUCUAUAUUUUUUUCUUUAGAACAAUAUNUAGAAAGUAACGUUAAUAUAAAUGUUAAUGAAUAUACCGAUGAACCGUCCGAACUUAUUUUAGAACAAACAAUUUCAGAUGAAAUUAUUAUCGCGUCUUCAUUAGAUAGUAAAGACGAAAUUAUUAAAUUAAUACUUAAAGAAGUAAAUUUUUGUAGUGAUUGUGAAAAUAGUUUUAAAAGUAGUGAAUUUCCAGUUUGCCAAAGAAAAAUAAUGCGUUUUAGUAAUAAAUUGCUGAAAACUAGAGCAUAUAGAAGUAAUAUUUCAAAAAUAUUGUUAAAUUUUUUCGAAAAUUGGAAUAUUNAUAUAAAUUGGCACAAUUGUACAGAACAUUCGCGUA
Messenger RNA from Pseudomyrmex gracilis, 1197 nucleotides. RefSeq lists its product as uncharacterized. Lineage: Eukaryota; Metazoa; Arthropoda; Insecta; Hymenoptera; Formicidae. The transcript has 2 exons. Bases 108 to 614 code for a protein of 168 amino acids. The record is from RefSeq and is a predicted model, not a curated record.